Molecule: messenger RNA, 2502 nt
Organism: Sinocyclocheilus grahami
Lineage: Eukaryota; Metazoa; Chordata; Actinopteri; Cypriniformes; Cyprinidae
Product: integral membrane protein GPR137B-like
Exons: 7
Coding region: 1009-2433 (474 amino acids)
Biological process (GO): positive regulation of TORC1 signaling
Cellular component (GO): lysosomal membrane
Source: RefSeq, a predicted model, not a curated record
GGGUUUAACGGUGAGCUGAACACCAAUCAGAAAGCUAAAAAUACAAAGAUAAUCCAGUGAGAAAACCAAUGAGAAUGAAGUAGGCGGAGGGCUCAUGGCGAAAGUCGUUUGAAAAGCCUGUCAUUUUGGCUCCAAUGUAACGGCCUGUUUCUAUUCACCGCUAUUUCAACUGAGAGCCAAUAUGGCGACUAAAGCGCGUUGGUUUCCAGCUUCGUCAGUACUUGGCCAGUACGCGUGAUCGCUCCCUACGUUUGAUAAUCGCUUUUUUUUUUUUUUUUUUUUUACGAGUUGUUUUUCUUUGCUCGGAGGGAGCUGUCUUGCGGAGAUUUGGGGAUUUAUUUUUAUUUGCUUUUCAUUCCUUUCUUACAAAACAUGCAUUGCAUGCAUAAACCACAGCUUUGUACACCCGUCAAUUUAUAAACAAAUUAUCCAAUUAUUUUGCAUACUGUUAUGUUAGCUAUUAAAAUAAAAUCGUACAAAUGUAACCACUGCAAGCUCACAAAAACAACAUGCGCAAACGUCCAAGCAUUAUUUCAAAACAACAAUGCCGAUACUCUGAAAAUUAAAACCGUAGAGCUCCAGAGGCAGGACACCCAAAAGACAAAUGAUUGGUUUCUCAAAAAAGUAGGCGGCAGUGUAAAUUGCUUUUCGGCGAACCUACUUGAAAAGCCUCUCAUUUUGGCUCGAAUGUAACAGAAUUUUUCCAUUCAGCACUAUUCAACCGAGAGCCAACAUGGCGACUAAACCGCGUCAGAUUCUAGCCUUUUCCCAUUGGUCAGUAGGCGGGGCCAGAGCAGCAACGCUAGCCAGCUGAUCGCUUCUUUUCUAGAGCUAGAGUUGGCUUUUCUUAGCUCGGAGGGAGCUGCCUUGCAGAGAUUGGGGACUCUGCUGUUUUUUUUUUAUUGUUUGUUUUCCACAUCUUGCUUAUAAACAUCCGAGAAUUGCUUUAAAGUGUAUUCCAUACCACAACAACUUAGGGCAGCCUGUAGUUUUUCAUUUUCAGCUCAUAUGUCAUUUGUAAUUAAGUUUGACGUUAUUCAAUUGCUCCUAAUUUCAAAACGUCUGCAUGAAAAGUUUCAUGGGAAGGAAAACGGUAGAGCGUUGUGGAUAAGUCGACGUGAUAGCGAGCAUCCCGUCGAUAUGUUGUUUUUACUAGAAAACCAGGUCAGUGUCAGUGUUUGGACGGACUCGUCCUCCGCCGAACUGAUCCAGGCUGCGGUUCCCCCGUCCGUGCAGCUCGGUCUCACGGUUCUCUACACGGUUUUGUACUCGCUGCUCUUCGUGUUUGUUUACCUGCAGCUCUGGUUGGUUCUGCACUACGGACACAAGCGCUUCAGCUACCAGAGUGUUUUUCUCUUUCUGUGUUUGCUCUGGUCGGCUCUGAGGACGACACUAUUCUCUUUCUACUUUAAAAAUGUUGUUCAAGCAAACCAGCUUCAGCCUUUGCCGUUCUGGCUCCUGUAUUGUUUUCCAGUCUGCCUGCAGUUCUUCACCCUGUGUCUGCUCAACCUUUAUUUUGCUCAGGUGAUUUUCAAAGCCAAAGCGAAAUAUUCACCGGAACUCAAUAAGUACAAGGUGCCCCUGCGUCUAGGAUUUCUGCUGGCUAGUGUUUUUUUCCUGGUGGUGAACGUGACGUGUGCCAUGCUGGUUCAGGGAGAUGUGGGUGAGAGUGAGGUGAAGGAUGCCGUUCUGGCACGAGUGCUGGUUAACGACAGCCUCUUUGUGCUCUGUGCGAUCUCACUCGCCAUCUGCAUCUUCAAGAUCGCUAAAAUGUCUUCUGCCAAUGUCUACCUGGAGUCAAAGGGGACAUCAGUAUGCCAGGCCACAGCCAUUGGGGCAGCAGUUAUCCUCCUCUACACCUCCAGAGCCUGUUAUAACCUGGUUGUGGUGGCUCUUUCUCCUGAAGAUCGGCCCAGCCCGUUUAAUUAUGGCUGGUACAAUGUAUCUGACCAGGCGGAUGCAGAGAAGAUCAAUGGGGAAGCCUAUGUGGUCUUUGGGAUCAUCCUGUUCUUCUGGGAGUUGCUGCCCACCAGUCUGGUGGUGGUGUUCUUCAGAGUGCAGCGGCCCAAUCAGAACCUGACACCGGGUGGCAUGAUCAACAGUCACAGCUUUAGUUCCAGGGCGUAUUUCUUUGACAACCCACGCCGCUAUGAUAGUGAUGAUGAUCUGUCUAGAAACACAACUUCCCGAGGAGAUAGAUGCAGCAGUAUCCUGUCGUCCACACCGCAGAUGGGCCCAAGUUGGUACGGCUCGAUCCAGAGGAACGGCAGCCUAACGGCAAUCCCUCACCUGCUGAACGGCCCCCAAACAUCAACCGCCCCUCUUCUCUUUGCCUAUGGCAACAUUCAGACCAACCAGCACCACAAUUACUAUUCCACCCCCCAGAACUACUACUCGACCUCCCAAACACACUAUGCCACCCCUCAGAACUAAAGCAGAUACUUCUGUGGAACGAUCUAGUCUGAGGUUUGGCUCAGCCAGGACAUCGAGCAAUGCUUUAUG